AUGGUGAAGAUAUACCCUAUUGACUCCUUUGGACGGGUCUAUCAUGAGGUCAUAGCGAGCGGGUGUUUGGUUUCUGUUGCCUCCGUGGCACUCUUCAUGAGACUCACAGCCCGAUGGUCCAAAAAGAUACCCCUGUGGUGGGAUGACUUCACAAUAAUUGCCGUUUGGAUCCUCUUGUGGGCGAUUCUUGCGAUUCAAAUAAAAUAUGCUCAAUAUGGCAUGGGAGAUCAAAUGACGACCAUUCCUCCAGGCAACGUGGUACUCAUGCUCAAGAUCCUCCCAGGGUUUCAAGUGCUAUGGGGCACAGCAAUGUCACUUGCCAAAUUUUCUUACAUGUUUUUCUACCUGAGCGUCUUCAAAGUCAGCAACAAUUUCCGUCUGUUGACAUUCGGAUGUUUAUUGAUCACGAUCAUCAGCAUCAUUCGUAUGAAGUCUCUGGUUGUCCUUUCCUUCACUGAAAUAAGCAGUUCCAUGGUCGACCCUGUUUUCUGGACAGUGGUGGAACCGAGUCUUGCCGUAACGAAUGCCUGCUUGCCAAUAAUUCGCCCGAUCCUCGCCGUAGUAAUUCCCGGCCAUCUUUUUUCCAGCGCCUACAAAACACCAAAGAGCGAUGACGUGAGGGGAUUUGGCAACAUCGAGGAUGGGACAUAUCCGCUCUCGCCACUCAAUGCUGGGUCUUCAACGAGUCAUAUUAGAAGUGAUCAAAAGCAAUCGACUGCCGCUGCUGCUAGUGUGGAAACAGACGAUGAUUCUCAGCGACGUGUUUCCAAUGAGAAUACUGGGCCCUUGGGACGUAUAACACGAACGACCGAGUGGGAGGUUAAACAUUGA
Talaromyces atroroseus is the source of this 831-nucleotide messenger RNA. RefSeq lists its product as hypothetical. The record is from RefSeq and is a predicted model, not a curated record. The transcript is spliced from 6 exons. NCBI's taxonomy places the organism in Eukaryota, Fungi, Ascomycota, Eurotiomycetes, Eurotiales, Trichocomaceae. Bases 1 to 831 code for a protein of 276 amino acids.